Penicillium taxi is the source of this 1242-nucleotide messenger RNA. Its product is annotated as Gfo/Idh/MocA family protein. The transcript has 5 exons. The record is from RefSeq and is a predicted model, not a curated record. Lineage: Eukaryota; Fungi; Ascomycota; Eurotiomycetes; Eurotiales; Aspergillaceae. Bases 1 to 1242 code for a protein of 413 amino acids. Gene Ontology annotation, cellular component: cytoplasm. Gene Ontology annotation, biological process: NADPH regeneration. Gene Ontology annotation, molecular function: oxidoreductase activity; nucleotide binding.
AUGGCUCCUCCUAGUGUAUUGAUGGUCGGUACCGGCGAGUACACCACUGGCUUCGUCGGUGGAAGUGCUUCAACAUCAGACAAAAAAGUUGGUGUAGUCGGCUUGAGCUUAUUCGAUCUGCGCCGUCAAGGCAAAGUGGGCGACUUGAGCAUGGUGGGCGUGUCGGGCAAGAAAUUCCCUGGUAUUCGUGAUCAUUUACAUCGGAACAUUCAUCAGGUGUACAAUAAUCUUGAUAUCUCCUUUACCUCGUACCCAGAGGACGAUCAGACUGAUCCAGACGCCUACAAGACCGCAAUUGACUCCUUACCUAAAGGCUCUGCAAUCACAAUUUUCACACCAGAUCCAACUCAUUAUCCUAUUGCCCUGUACGCAAUUGAACGCGGCAUCCAUGUAAUGAUCACUAAGCCCGCAACUCAGCGGCUGGUCGAUCACUUGGCCCUGGUAGAGGCCGCACAGAAGAAUGGUGUAUUCGUAUUCGUCGAGCACCACAAGCGCUUCGACCCGGCCUACUCAGAUGCACGCGCAAAGGCCCGCACUAUGGGUGACUUCAAUUAUUUCUACAGCUACAUGAGCCAGCCUAAGAGCCAGCUCGAGACUUUCAAGGCAUGGGCAGGCCGCGACUCGGACAUCUCGUACUACCUGAACUCACACCACAUCGAUGUUUGCGAAAGUAUGGUCCCGGAUUACAAGCCUGUGCGUGUCACAGCUACAGCUUCUCAAGGUACGGCUGCUGCACUAGGCUGUGUUCCUGAGACUGAGGACACGAUUACUCUGCUUGUGGAAUGGCGACGCAAGGACAACCCGGCCAAGAUCGCAACAGGUGUCUAUACCGCUAGCUGGACGGCACCAAUGAAUGCAGGUGUACACUCGAACCAAUACUUCCAUUAUAUGGCUGCCAAUGGCGAGAUCCGUGUGGAUCAGGCUAAGCGCGGCUACGAUGUGACCAAUGACGAACAGGGCUUGAUUUGGGUAAACCCAUUCUAUAUGCGCUAUGCGCCUGACGAAGAGGGCAACUUUGGCGGUCAAACUGGCUACGGCUAUAUCAGCUUUGAGAAGUUCAUUGAUGCAAUCACCGCCCUCAACGAAGGUCGUGUAACUCUCGACCAACUAGAUGCCCGUCCACUACCUACGCUACGAAAUACAGUCGCCACUACCGCCAUCUUGGAUGCAGGCCGAAGGUCUUUAGACGAGAGACGGCCGGUGGAAAUUGUAUCAGAGGGUGGGAAGUGGGAGCUUAAAUAG